Molecule: messenger RNA, 6166 nt
Organism: Oryctolagus cuniculus (rabbit)
Lineage: Eukaryota; Metazoa; Chordata; Mammalia; Lagomorpha; Leporidae
Source: RefSeq, a predicted model, not a curated record
CCCUGACCGGCGCGGGCUGAGACGCCUGGCUUCCGGCGCGAAGGUGAGACUUCCCAGGCUCCGGCGCUGAGUGAUGAUGUAAUCUCCGGUCGCCGUGCUGAGUCGGAAGUGGGAACCCUUCGGCCGCUGAGACUCUGUCGUGUCGCUGCUGGCCCUUCAGGCUCUGCCCCUCCCCCUAGGUCUGGAUGGAGGAUAACUUAAAGUGAAAUGACAGACCAGGAGAAUAACAACAACAUCUCAAGUAACCCCUUUGCUGCUCUUUUUGGCUCCCUGGCUGAUGCCAAGCAGUUUGCAGCAAUCCAAAAAGAGCAGCUGAAGCAGCAAUCUGAUGAACUCCCAGCUAGCCCAGAUGACUCGGAUAAUAGUGUGUCAGAGAGCCUGGAUGAAUUUGAUUACUCUGUGGCCGAGAUUAGUCGCUCAUUCCGAUCACAACAGGAAAUAUGUGAGCAACUCAACAUCAAUCACAUGAUCCAAAGAAUCUUCCUCAUUACUCUGGACAACAGUGAUCCAAGCUUGAAAAGUGGGAAUGGUAUCCCCAGCCGUUGUGUGUAUUUGGAAGAAAUGGCAGUAGAACUGGAAGAUCAAGAUUGGCUUGAUAUGAGCAAUGUUGAGCAGGCCAUCUUUGCUCGCCUGUUACUUCAAGAUCCAGGGAACCACUUGAUUAACAUGACUUCUUCCACAACGUUAAAUCUCUCUGCUGAUCGCGAUGCAGGGGAGAGGCACAUAUUUUGUUACCUGUAUUCUUGCUUCCAAAGAGCCAAGGAGGAGAUUACCAAAGUCCCAGAGAACUUGCUACCUUUUGCAGUGCAGUGCAGGAACCUCACUGUGUCUAAUACUCGGACAAUUCUCCUUACCCCAGAGAUCUAUGUUGACCAAAACAUCCAUGAGCAGCUGGUAGAGUUGAUGUUGGAAGCCAUCCAAGGAGCCCAUUUUGAAGAUGUAACUGAGUUUCUAGAGGAGGUCAUUCAAGCCUUGAUACUGGAUGAAGAAGUUCGAACAUUUCCAGAGGUCAUGAUUCCAGUGUUUGAUAUUUUAUUGGGUCGAAUCAAAGAUCUGGAGCUCUGCCAGAUCCUAUUGUAUGCAUACCUGGAUAUUCUUCUCUAUUUCACCAGGCAAAAGGACAUGGCAAAGGUUUUUGUAGAAUACAUUCAGCCCAAGGACCCUAGCAAUGGGCAGAUGUACCAGAAGACCUUGCUAGGAGUAAUUCUGAAUAUUUCCUGCUUAUUAAAGACUCCAGGUGUGGUAGAAAAUCAUGGCUACUUCCUGAAUCCAUCCCGGUCCAGUCCUCAGGAGAUCAAAGUCCAGGAGGCCAACAUCCAUCAGUUCAUGGCUCAGUUCCAUGAAAAGAUCUACCAGAUGCUGAAGAACUUACUCCAGCUCUCUCCAGAAACCAAACACUGUAUCUUGUCCUGGCUCGGAAACUGUUUGCAUGCAAAUGCAGGCCGCACCAAGAUUUGGGCCAAUCAGAUGCCAGAGAUCUUCCUCCAAAUGCAUGCCUCGGAUGCCUUCUUUCUGAACCUGGGCGCUGCCCUCCUGAAGCUGUGCCAGCCUUUCUGCAGACCCAGAUCCUCUCGGCUCCUCACCUUCAACCCCACUUACUGUGCCCUCAAGGAGUUGAAUGACGAAGAACGAAGAAUUAAAAAUGUACACAUGAGAGGUUUGGACAAAGAAACCUGUUUGAUCCCAGCUGUGCAGGAACCAAAGUUUCCCCAGAACUACAACCUUGUGACAGAGAACCUUGCCCUGACAGAAUACACCUUGUACUUGGGAUUUCACAGGUUGCAUGAUCAGAUGGUCAAAAUCAACCAAAACCUGCAUCGGCUACAGGUCGCCUGGCGGGAUGCCCAGCAAAGCUCUAGCCCUGCUGCUGACAGUCUCCGUGAUCAGUUUGAGCGGCUGAUGACCAUCUAUCUUUCUACCAAGACGGCGAUGACUGAGCCACAGAUGCUGCAAAAUUGCCUCAAUUUACAGGUGUCCAUGGCUGUUUUGUUGGUUCAGCUGGCCAUAGGCAACGAGGGCUCACAGCCUGUAGAGCUGACUUUUCCUUUGCCAGAUGGCUACAACUCUUUGGCUUAUGUGCCAGAAUUCUUUGCAGAUAACCUUGGUGAUUUCCUCAUUUUCCUCCGCCGCUUUGCUGAUGACAUCUUGGAGACAUCAGCGGAUUCCCUGGAGCAUGUCCUUCACUUUAUCACCGUUUUCACUGGAAGCAUAGAAAGAAUGAAGAAUCCCCAUCUAAGGGCCAAACUAGCUGAGGUGUUGGAAGCAGUGAUGCCCCAUCUGGACCAGACCCCAAACCCCCUGGUAUCCAGCGUGUUCCAUCGGAAACGUGUGUUCUGCAACUUUGCACAUGCACCCCAACUUGCAGAAGCGCUGAUCAAGGUUUUUGUGGACAUUGAGUUCACAGGAGACCCUCAUCAGUUUGAACAGAAGUUUAAUUAUCGCCGUCCCAUGUAUCCCAUCCUAAGAUACAUGUGGGGGACAGAUAACUAUCGGGAGAGCAUUAAGGAUUUGGCUGACUAUGCCUCUAAGAAUUUAGAAGCCAUGAAUCCCCCACUUUUCCUUCGCUUUCUUAACCUACUAAUGAACGAUGCCAUCUUCCUUUUGGAUGAAGCCAUACAGUAUUUAAGCAAGAUAAAGAUUCAGCAGAUCGAGAAGGACCGAGGUGAAUGGGAUGGCCUGGCUCCAGAGGCCCGCCGAGAGAAGGAGGCUGGCCUGCAGAUGUUUGGGCAGCUGGCACGUUUCCAUAACAUCAUGUCCAAUGAAACAAUCGGUACCCUGGCCUUCCUGACAUCAGAGAUCAAAUCACUUUUUGUGCAUCCCUUCCUGGCUGAGCGCAUCAUCUCCAUGCUGAACUACUUCCUGCAGCACCUGGUCGGCCCCAAGAUGGGUGCCUUAAAAGUCAAGGACUUCAGUGAAUUUGACUUCAAACCCCAGCAGCUCGUAUCAGACAUCUGCACCAUCUACUUAAAUCUCGGGGAUGAGGAGAAUUUCUGUGCCACCGUGCCCAAGGAUGGACGAUCCUAUUCCCCAACUCUCUUUGCACAAACAGUCCGAGUCCUGAAGAAAAUAAAUAAACCAGGGAAUAUGAUUGUGGCUUUUAGCAACUUGGCAGAGAGAAUCAAGUCACUUGCAGACCUGCAGCAGCAGGAAGAGGAGACCUACGCUGACGCCUGUGACGAGUUCCUGGACCCCAUCAUGAGCACACUGAUGUCGGACCCUGUGGUGCUGCCGUCCUCCAGAGUCACCGUGGACCGGUCCACCAUCGCCAGACAUUUACUGAGUGACCAAACAGAUCCCUUUAACCGCAGUCCCCUCACCAUGGACCAGAUCCGGCCAAAUACAGAACUAAAGGAAAAAAUUCAACGGUGGCUCGCAGAAAGGAAGCAGCAACAAAAGGAGCAGCUUGAAUAAAUACUGUGAACUAAACAAGCCAGAACCAACCCUGGAGUGCAGAUAAACAAUUGUUUGUGGUUUCUCUUUCUAGUUCUGUUCCUUUCCUUUUUCUUCUGUUUUUUUUUUUUUUUUUUUUUUUUUUUUUUUUUUUUUUUAAACUAAAUUAGAGAACUGCUGUUGCUCAAAUUAUAAUUAAGAUUCCUAAGAACUUGACAAUGCUCCCCUGGCUUGCAAGAAAUUAUAAUUCUUAUAGCAUCACCACAUUUAGAAGUAAUCACUAAUUUUCACCUUCCAGUUCUCUUCCUAUUCUUCCUUUUUCCUUCCCUUGCUUUAAAUUAUGUUCACUUUAACUACUUAAAAUGUCUGCCACCUUACUAUUUCUCUUCCAAGUGUUGCUCAAAUGUUUUUGGUGGGCACUGCUUUUCCAUCUAGGAAGUCCCAUAUUUCAGUGACAGCUGAUGUUUUCAGAAACCCUUCAGUUAUCCUGUGUGUUUACUAGUUCUCUAGAUCUAGACUUAAGCCCUUUUCCUAGGUACAGAAUAACUUUUCACAUAAAAGCAGAUACCUUGAUGUUUGUGUAGGCUUUUUGAAUAAGAUGGAUAGGUGAGAUUUUAAAGGAACAAAAGAGGAAUCUUACAUAACUUUUGUUGGUAGCUCCCAGUUUUGUCAUCUUGUAACACAAUGGGAUCGUCAUCAUGGAAAAUUGAGCCUACAGUCUUUUUGGUGAAGCUUUAUAGGGCAAAUUUGCAGUUUUGACACUUCAUUCAGAAAAAUUCUGAGGUGAAGGAAUAUACAGGAGGUUGUUGUGCCCAUUUUUUUUUCUCCUAGGAAAAUCUGUUGCUACAAGAACUGGGCCUGAGUAGAAGAGUUAAGCAACAAACAUUGUAACGAUGAACAGUGUCAUUCUCAGGUACUAAUAUGGACAUUCUGUGUCAGUGUACAGGUGCAUACACUGUGUUUAUACUGGUCUAGUGUAAACUGGGUACAACUUUGUGUUGCCUCUUCCAUGUGAGAUGUAAGCCGUGUAUGGCUGUGCUGACAAAUACAGUUCUGAGGCUAUCAAAUGUAUAUAAUUAAUGUUUGUUUGGGCUUGUGACCUGACUCCUAAGAGCUGUUUCUAACACAGCUUUAGGUCAUCAAUGAACAAAAUAGGAAUUUGAGCAAAAUUUUUUGUGCAAACCCUUUUAAAUACCCACUUUAACCUGAGUAAUUGGGAAAGGGACGGAUCUUUUACAGGUUGAGCCUGAGCACCCUACUCAUACUGCAGCUUCACGUGCUGAGUGAAGCAUGGAACAUCUCUAUUACCUUCCCUCUCUGCCCAAAGAUAGCACAAGUGACAAAAAAAAGGGGGUCAUUGUUUCCUGUAGAGGACACUACAUGGCCUCUUACGUAAGGUGAGAAUAGUUUUAUGAUGUUCUAACACACGUUUCUGCCAGUCGUCCUUGGUUUCUUUUUGUCAAUAUCAGCUAAGGAAUCUCAAAUCCGAGAAGACCUCCCACCUUGGAUAUAAGUAGACAUUGCAUAUUGCUGUGCUUAUAAAUGAAAGAAGGAAGUCUAGGAUACAUUUGUAAAUGCCUGAAUUUAAGAUCAAUUUAGUGUGCGCCCUGGGUCUUUGAGGCAUGUGUUGACAGGAUUGAAAUGAGCUUCAUUUCACAUUUAUUAUCCUCCUUCACCUGAGAAUGAACGGGGUCUGGAAUCAGCUUCUUUCCACUGGCCAACCUAGUAAGAUGGUUUCACUUUGAAAAGAAGGGGGGAGGGCAGAGUUUUGCAGAAAAUGGGCACAAAACCUGAGAAGGCAGCUGGGUCCAGCAGCGUUUGGUCAGCAGUCUCUGUGCUGCCUCUAGUGUCUGUAUUAUACUUCUGUAUUUAGCCUCCAAGACUAUGAGCCUUUCCUGGCAUUUUUUUUUUUUUUAAGCUCUUUUCCUGAAACUGUAUGAAUGGCUGUGGCACCAUUAAUGCUGCUAUCUUUACUCUCAUCACAAAGGCAGGUGUGUAGCUUAAGGCCACCAUUGGUGAAGAAUCCAAGUGUCCUCUGUGCCUUUUUUCUUUCUGUGAAGUAACUUAAGGAUAUCCAAAAAUGAGCCUUGAAAAAAUUCCCACCUUGGUACAAUGUAUAUACGCACUCGGAAAAGCUGCUGAGGUGUUCCAUCUGAAACUCGGAAGCAGUGCUGAAUCUGUGAGUGAGACUUCCUGACAUGCCCAGUGUGUUGGCUUUGCAGGAGGACAAUAGGAUAAAGGAAGAUUCCUGAGCCAGCUCUGGUAUUGCUCAUAACUUACCAAGAGGCUAAUACUAAACUUGGAAAAGUAUUGAAGUAGGUUUUAUCGAUCUGAGUUUUGUUUUUGUUUUCUUAAGUACAGUUGUUAAGGGAUGUGUGAAAACUGAAGGAAGCUUUAAAGGGUUUCAAAGGUGCAGGUGAAGGUGCCAGUUGCUGUUUGGUGUCACACUCUUAGAAAGGCUUCAUUACUUUAUUUGAUGCUGGUUGCUAAGCAGCCAUUGCACAGAGCAUAAGCCUGCUGGGUGCCUUGACAAGCCAGAGGCUGAUGCUGCACGGCGGUUGUCAUGUGAGGAAAUAAUGUACAUGUGCUAAUCGCUAAACAGGAAAAGAACCUAGAAACCAAGAAAAGGAAGAUCAAAACAACGAAGAGGUUGAUUGAAAUAAAACUUGAUCAACAUAAAUGUAUUUUGAAACAUUCCAGGAAGGUUACUUGUCAAACUUGCCUGGGGGUGUUUGUUCAAAACUUGUAUUUAAUAAAAGAACCACCUGACUUACAA